CUUAGACGAAUAAUAAAAAUUCUAUUAAAAAUAUAAAUAAAUUAUAAUAAAAAAUCGCAGAAUAUUAAAAAAACAAAAUUCUAAAAUUCUUGUAAAUAAAAUGAACCAGGAUAAUAAUCUCGGAGGAAAUGACGGUGGAAUUUGCUGUUCACCAGGAUGUCCACCCUGCGAUCGGAAACCCAUCCCAUCAAUUGGUAAAUCUUAUGAAGCACCUUGUACCUCGACCUGCUUGUGCGGGCCGAAAAUGUGUAGUAUUUUUGGUGAGCAUGACCUUAAUGCUCCUGGACCAGAUCCCAAGGCUUGCAGCCCCCGGAAGUGGAGUAGGGCAAGCAGUAAUGCGAAUUCUUUGGGUUCACCAGUUGGUGUCUUACAAGCCACCAUUGCUAUGAAGUCGGACACACCAGAUGUACAUGCUCAUCACUAUGCCACAUCUUUGGUGGCAUUAAUGAAAGUCUAUACAACACCGGAAAGCCAAUGGACUGAAGAAACUUUAGAUAAACUUAUAGAAGAAGGUCAAGCUUUGCUGACUAAGCAGAAGAGUCAAGAGCAUGACUUCGAAUCACCAGCGCAUAUCUAUUCUCAAUUGGAAAGCCAUAUCAAGCGAUAUCAUACUGUAGAUGGCAUCGAAUUUCAUGUGGAAUUAACUGAAAAAUUGACGUUAAGCUCGCCAUCAAGCGCCGCGGAGGAAGGCCACAUACCGGAUUUGACAAUGGAUAAUUUCAAAAUGGUGAUGAAAAAGUUUUUUUCUAAGCAUCGAUUUUGCCUUAUCAAGGUGGCUGGCACUUAUAAAAUGGUGUGGCGUUCUCGCGGCAUCUAUUUUGUAUUGGACUUAUAUGGCCGCAAAUUAGACGAUUUAGAAACGGACAAGGUGAAUGGCAAGGCAUUGCUGAUCUGUCUCAAAGAGCUAGAUAAUGUAAUAUAUUUGAUAAACAAUUUGUCUGGCGUUCAACCCACCGAUCCGUUCAGUUUGCGGGAACUUAAAAUAGUGAAGAUGAAAGGGACAGAUGGCAAGACGAUACGUCGUGACUUUGCUAAGCGCGAACAUCAAUACCAAGUGAUUAACGACGAUUAUGCUGUGCUGAAAGCGGAAACACAUCUCUUACGCAACAGCCGCGAUCCAAUACGUACGCGUAGCGCUCUGCCAGUAGGUGUGGCAGCUUUGUUAGCCGCCAAGAUUGACCAUCCAGCUACAUGGAAUGAGAAAAUGGUCGAUAGGAUAAUUUGCUAUGGUGUGAAUGUCUGCGUCUGUUGCUGGGAACAAUGCCUGCAGGCAAAAGAGCCGAUCGAUAUCGAGCGUUUUCCGAAUCGCCUUAAAAUCGCUCAAUUCAAAGCUAGAUAUACCCUCACACCACGUAAGUUUACCGGCACUUGGAAGUGUGUGCCCAAUUUCAAGCAAAGCGAGCUAGAAAGAGCUUUGAUUAGUAGUUUUGAUGUUGGCGACAACAACUUACUGAUCCAAAUUGAUCAGAAUAUUUAUGCCGUUUUUAAAAAGGAAGAGUUUUUUUAUUUAUUCGAUCCCUACCGCCAUCGGGUUGAGGGUUUGCCCCAAGUAGAGGAGGGAGCGGUAGUGAAGAAGAGCGCAACGUUACGAAUGUUUAACUCACUGGAAGUAUUCUUGAAUGUGUUUACUCAGAUGCUUUUGGAGACGAACCGCACAACGCAGUUUGCCGUGCACGCACUUAAAAUCAAUAACAUAGAAAUGUGGCUACAGGAAGGUAUUCCGCCUCCGGAGGAACCAAUUCUCAAUGAAGAUUUUGAGGUGGAGUCGCUUAAUGAGACACUUUGCUUUGAGGAAGAUGAGACGAAAUGCAAACUCGAUAUGGGCGAAGAUGAUGAAGAGGAGGAAGAUAUUACAUCCGGUAUAGUACAGAUGGAUAUGCCUGAUAGAAGUGAGACCGAAGAGUCCGAAGAAGAGUUAGAGGAGGAAGAAGGUGGAUUAGAAGAUCUUGGCGAGUAUGAAUCAUCUUCCAGUGGUGAUGGUCAUCGUCAUGGUAAGGGAAGAAGAAAGAAGAGCAAAGGGGGAAAGCGAAGAGGUCAAGGAAAAAGUGCCGAUGAUGAUCAUGGAAAAGGCAAAAAAAAAGGUAGUAAAGAAAAGGGGCAUAAAGGCAAGAAAAAAGGGGAAAAGACAGAUAAAGACAAUAAGGAUAAGAAAGAUAAAAAGGGUAAGAAAGAUAAAGGCAAGGAGAAAGACAAAGACAAGAAGGACAAAGAAAAUAAGGAUAAAAAGAAAAAGGGCAAGAAAGGCGAAUCGCAAGACGAUGAAUCAGAUAUAGAAAAAGAUAAGAAGAAAAAAGGUGACAAAGGCAAGAGUGAUAGGGAGAAAUCAGAUAAAGAAAGGUCUGACAAGGAAAAAGCUGAGAAGGAGAGGAAAGAUAAGGAGAAAAUCGACCAAGAUAAAGGUAAAAGCAAAGAUGGUCAGGAAAAAGAGAAAACCGCGAACGCAGAUGAAGAUAAGUCUAAACGCACUGCAAGUGAAUUGUCACGCGGUGAGGGUGCUGUUACGCGGAGGGAUGGUGAUGACCGAGAUGGUCGUGACGGCCGUGAUGGUCGUGACGAUCGUGAUAGGCGCGAUAAAUAUGGUGAUGACGGAGAUCGUUCAAGUAGAGAUCGUUAUAGUCAUACUGGCCGAAGUCAAGACGAUCGCCAUGGCGGAGCGGACCAAAACGCACUCACAUGCAAGCCAAACAGUUAUCCAGGCUAUUCGUGCGUGGCUUACGAUAUGGCCGUUGUUGGCUCGGAGAGCGGCACUUAUGAGAGCAUUUGUAAGCUAUUACGUGCCGGCUUCAAAUGCGCCGAUCGUGUACUCACAAUGACAUCAUGGGGCAAUUAUGUCGUCUUUCGUGGUCGUACGUGUUAUCAUAAAAUUUAUUUCUUGUUCGAUGGUUGUACAUGUAAUUUGAAUCGCUUCCGACAUCUGGACCUCAAUUGUGGUACAGCGGGACUGUUGUGCUUCGAGAACUUGCAUGAUCUCAUUUGCUACAUUAUUGACUCGCAAAAGAUACGUGGUAACUUGAGAAAGAGUCGAAAGAAACUGGUUGACGAAAUCUGCCGGCAAUAUUGCUAAAGUUAAAAUCCCAAAAUCCUGUGAUUUACAAGAAUUUGAGACUACGAAAAAAUGAGAAUAAGAAACUUAUAAUUAUUAUAAAUAUUUAUAAAUUUAUUUGUUUUGUUUUUCUAUAUAAAUGAUAAUAUUUUGUAUUAUGGA
Molecule: messenger RNA, 3205 nt
Organism: Anastrepha ludens (Mexican fruit fly)
Lineage: Eukaryota; Metazoa; Arthropoda; Insecta; Diptera; Tephritidae
Gene: ms(3)76Cc
Exons: 3
Coding region: 101-3064 (987 amino acids)
Source: RefSeq, a predicted model, not a curated record